Lineus longissimus is the source of this 5967-nucleotide messenger RNA. RefSeq names its product 1-phosphatidylinositol 4,5-bisphosphate phosphodiesterase delta-4-like. Lineage: Eukaryota; Metazoa; Nemertea; Pilidiophora; Heteronemertea; Lineidae. Gene Ontology annotation, biological process: lipid metabolic process; phosphatidylinositol-mediated signaling; release of sequestered calcium ion into cytosol. The record is from RefSeq and is a predicted model, not a curated record. The coding region runs from base 434 to 2809 and encodes 791 amino acids. Gene Ontology annotation, molecular function: phosphatidylinositol-4,5-bisphosphate phospholipase C activity; calcium ion binding. The transcript is spliced from 19 exons.
UUAGCCAGUUUGCAUCUUUCUGUACGGGUGUGCUAUAUUUCAUAGGCGGUAUUAGACGCCAAUUUGGAAGGUUCGUGACUUCUAUAUCCACGUUAGGCUCUAUCAAGGAGGCGAAACAUAAAUACGGAUAGGAAUAUUUUGCUAGAUAUAUCAUCUGGCAGUGGCAUAUUGGAAGGGGAUCAGUUUUUCGGUCGUACUAAAGACGCAUUCGCCUUUUAUGUGUCUGAUGCCUGCCAUCAGUAAAAAAUACCUUUAAAACUUACCCUGCCACCAACCGAAAGAGGUUCGGCCGAGAAACCUGUUUUUAUUGAUACCUGUGACUUUAGGAGUUGAUCGACAAACGAAAUUAGGCGAAGACGUGCCUUGCAAUUGCACUAAAAACAAUACUUGAUUGGUUGUGGAUAUUCAGUUCUUUGGAUAUCAAAAACAAAAGAUGGCAACUGGUGGAAAUGGACCACACGACUACAGGAAGAUUUUGAAGCAACCAGAUCAGAAGCCUUCAGUCAACAAAUGCAUAGAGCAGGUGUCAUCUGGAAGUUCUCUGACAAAAGUCAGGCGGUCCAGGUCGUUCGACAGAGGUUUCAAAGUCAAGGAUGGUCUCACCAUGGAACAGACUAAUUCCAAGAAGAUAUUCCCCUGGCACAGAAACAGCUAUUCUGUGGAUGAAAUCGUGGAGGUGCGGACUGACAUGAACACUGAAGUCUUCAACAAGAACAAGUCAAGGUUGUCAAAUGUGCCGGAGAACCGCUGUUUCUCUCUUGUCAUUGGCAGCAAGCGGAAAACCCUUGAUCUGGUUGCUGACAAUACCGAGGAACGCGACACCUGGGUCAGAGGCAUCCAAGCAUUGGUAUCGAAGAGGAACAACUCGAAUAUCAGGGACUACCAGGACUCAUGGGUCAAGGAAUUUUUCAUCAAGGCGGACAAGGACAAGGACGGGAGUCUGACCUUUAAAGAAAUCGAAAAGGUCCUGCCAGAAAUGGGCAUCGACAUCAAGAAAUCUCACAUAGAGCUGCUUUUUGAAGCUGCCAACACUGACAAGGCUGCUAACAAGAAGGGCCAGCAGUCCCUUGACAAGGAUGAAUUCGUGGCAUUCUGCAGAUCUCUACAGGCCCGACCAGAGGUAGACCAAAUAUUCGAAGUGCACACGCAGGAUGGUGAAUACAUGAAGAAACAGGAGUUCAAGAAAUUUCUCGCGCAGGAACAGAAAAUGACCGUGAGUGACCAGUACGUGUUGGACAUGUUCAAGGCUUAUGAACCAUCGGAGAAAGCAAGACUUAGCGAGCGGAUGAGUAUCGAAGGCUUCAGGCUGUAUCUGUUGGAUGGGGCCCAGCACCUGAUGAAACCGGAACACAAGAAGAUAUUCCAAGACAUGACUAGGCCACUGACAGAUUACUUCAUCAACUCGUCGCAUAACACCUAUCUAAUGGGUGAUCAACUGAAAGGCACAAGCAGCACGGAAGCAUAUAUCAACGUCUUAGAAAAAGGAUGUCGGUGUGUGGAAUUGGAUUGCUGGGAUGGGCCAGACAACGAGCCGAUAGUCUACCACGGUCACACACUGACUUCGAAGAUACUUUUCAAGGACUGCAUCAAAGCCAUCAACGACUACGCGUUCAAGGCUUCCAAAUACCCAGUACUACUGUCCUUUGAAAAUCACUGCUCAGUGGAACAACAGAAAGUCUUGGCCAAGUACACGAGGGAGAUCAUGGGAGACAACCUCCUGACGAAUCUUUUCGACGCCUGCCCCGAUGCCAUGUGCUCAGCCGAGUUGGCGAAAGGGAAGAUCUUGGUGAAAGGAAAGCGUGGAAAGAAAAUUCCAAAACCUAUAAAACCAGAAGGAGAGGAGAACGAGGAACAAGAUGAAGAUGAAGAUUGGGACGAGGCCGAUUAUGCGAGCGAGGAUGACGAAGCUGCCGAUAUCGAGCAUGAAAUGAUUGGAGAACUGAAGCGGAAGGAAGAAGAGGAGGAGGAGGAGAAGAAGAAAAAGAAGAAGAAGAAAGGUUUAGCUAUUGCGAAGGAGUUCUCCGAAUUGUGCGUGUACAUGUCCGGGGUGAAGUUCACCGGGUUUCAGGAUGCAUUCGAAAAAAACGAAUUCUACAAUAUGUCGUCCCUCAAGGAGAAGAAAUUCAAGAAAAUACUGGAGACCGAGGCUGACAUAUUUGUCGAGAACAACAAGAGAUUUCUUGUGAGACUGUAUCCAGAUGGGUCGAGGACAGACUCCAGUAACUAUGAUCCGUGCGAUGGCUGGAUCUGUGGGGCUCAAAUAGUUGCAUUGAACUACCAGACCCCUAGCAAGGGAGUCCAACUGAUACAAGGCCUGUUCUCAAUCAAUGGAGAAACAGGAUACGUUCUCAAACCAGCUUUCCUAAGAGACAGAAAUAUCAAUUUUGAUCCUCGUGGCCCGUUUCCCAUAGAAUGGGAAAAGAAGCUCACUAUCACUGUCAUCAGUGGCUACCAGCUCCCAAAGAAUCCGAAAUCUUCCGGAGUGUUGGACCCGUACGUGAAGGUCAAGAUCUACGGAGUCAAAGCCGAUAGGCAGAAACAGGCAACUGAUGUGGUGAAGAAUAAUGGUUUUAACCCAGUUUGGAACGAUAGAUUCACCUUCACAGUAAAGGUGCCCGAACUUGCGUUUCUAAGAUUGGCAGUGAAGGACAGUAACACUGCUAUGGCGGAUACCGGUUUGGCUUACUACUGCAUUCCAUUCGAGUCCAUGCAGCAAGGUUAUCGCCACGUGAAACUGAGGAAGCCUGACGGACGGCUUACGAAACGUUCAUUUCUACUGCUGCAUGUCAAGAUCGAGUCGGAAAUAUAAGGAUAUGAACUGUGUCAUGCGUGAGAAUGAUUGAUACGCAUAAUGUCCCAUAUGCAAAGUAUUUAUGUUGGGUUCACGCCCAAAGCCAUAAUGCCUUUUACACACGGUACCACACACCCCAUGCUGGUCGAAAAACCCGAUAAGAUGCUUGAAGACAUGAUCUGAAUCGAAACAACCACAUAAAGAAUUGCCCCGACUGCCGAGAGUCGAACGAACUCCACGACCAAGGAAUUUCGAACAUUACGUUAUUUGUUCCUUUCCUCGCUCAGAAGAAUUCGGGCCUGACCCAAUGCAUGGUCUAUUGUGAAACGAAGCCGGCUUGCAACUUGGCCAAAAUUUCUAUUGUUUUAGUGUCUCAAGAGUUAUCAGGGCAAAUCCUUGAUAACAUUGACUACCACGAAACAACUUUUCUUGGGGGGGGGGGGGGGGGUCGAUAUAUUAACUACGGCAAGGGCAAAUUAACUGCCUCAAAGAAUCUUACAGCCUCGCAAGCGUCUUAUUUGGAUUUUUGAUCUGCAGCUCCAGAUGAGGAGUUCUCGAAAGGUACUUAGGCAAACGUCGCCGUCAUAGAUUUCUAUGAUGCGUCAUCAUAUACUCAUUAUGCCCGUGGUAGAUUCUACUACUAUGGAAAUAACACCAUACAUAUUAUACAAAUAUAGGUUCAAUCACACACUCUUAAAAGCAAGGGGUUUAGAGCUUUUCAGUAACCUUUGACGGUUUUUCAGCCAGCACAAAAAGCGCCCUCUAGAGGUUUUUCAGAGAAAUAAACCGUCACGGAAUCCACCAAAGUGUAUAAACCCAGUGACAGCCGACAGCCUUUUUCAGGAAAGUAAGACUGGUUCACCAAUUCCAAUAUGAUUAUGCCCUGAUCAAACUCGCACUGUGACGAAACUUGAAAUGAAACUUUCAGACAGUCUAAUUGAUAAAUAGCCGCAAUCUUGGAUAUCGGCUUCCUGAGACUCAGGGUUUUGAUAAUCCUGCGUCAUAUACUGUGUCACUUGUUCAAAGUGUAAGACUUAUUCGGGACUAAUAAGUGCCAUCUUCUUUCAUAAAACGGUUUAUUUUAUCAAUAUAUAACAAUAUAUGAUCUUUGUAAAUAAAACCUGACACUUUCUGGUGAGUUUCAAUGUGAUUUUAUGGGGAACUAAAUGCCGCGUAGGGCAGCAAUCUUUUUCGCUGGCUGAGUUGUGAUGCGACAGCUUUUUGGCCAAUCGAAAAACUCGUUCCUUUUCUAUCGGCUAUCUUCGGUACUGCUUUUCAAUAUGGUGGCAACUUACUUGCACUAGAGGAGUUGUAAGGAUCGAAAUCAGCGCCUUUAGUGUAAAGAUUGUGCUCUGAUGGCCCGUCAUAUAUAAGUCUAUAAUUGAUUCCCUACUACAUUAUAUUCGGUAAAAUUAUCAUGUUUAUCCAAGGUGACAGUAUAAAAGGUUACGCGAUUUGUUACCUUAUAGACUCGAUAGUGUCGAAGCCUCAGCUAACCUCUUUUAUGAAUGAAUGACAUGAAUGUUGUGCAUUGACCUCUAGCUAUCUAUGAGGCCGCAUGAGUGGGCACAAACUCGGUUUUUAGCAUUUCUGAGGACCCUUGAAAAAACCGGUCUGCGUUUGAAAUUAGUUCUAGCUUGACGAUUUUUUGGCAAAAACAACUUACUUCGCGGUGAAUAUCAUAUAAUAUCAUAUAAAUAUUACACGUCAAGCCUUUAUUUCUCCCGGAUCAUAACCCGUCUGAUACUUUCUGGCAUUAUUUGGUUGUUUGAAUUAUCAUGGUUUUCAUGGCAGCCGCUUAUAGAAAUCGUGUGCUUUUUUAAUCAGCAAUUUACCCUGUGACUAACGAAGAUAUUUGUACAAUUUAUGUGUAUACAAAUAAUGUAGUGUAGAGAAGCUAGCGUUUUGGCGUAUAUUCUAGACUUGCCGAUCUAAGACCGUUUCUGAAUAUGCAAGCCACGCUCCCGUAGAUAUUUAGCGCAUUUUUAUUGGAUGCCAUUUAACGUUGUUCAAUCGAGAUUGACAAUGGGUAGGCGACACCAAUUUGUCUAAUGGUUAUGUCACUCGCCGUUGCAUACAUUUUAUAAAAAGAAUUCAGGAUGCAAGGCCCAUACUAGGAUUUCACUUUAUUAUUAAUACGAUUUCUUUUGUUGAAGAGUCUUUGCCAAUUAGUCUUUGGCUGAGACAGGGAAAUUAUCGACUGCACCAACUACUGAUAGAACUAGUGGUAAGCUAAUGUCACAAGUGAUCAGUUCAUUCCCAAUGCCAACCAUGCACUGUCAAUCAACUUACCAAAAUUUGAAGACGGACAAGUUUGAGUCAGUAGGGAGGUUGAGAGGGACUUAUUAUCAACGGAACUGUUUAUGUGUACGUAUAGAAAUGUCCACAGAUUGGUCCCUUUCUUCAUGGUGUUAUCCGUACAGGUCUUUGAUAAGUCGCUGUUCUUAACCUCCAAAUCAUAUGAAGGGACUGGAUCUUGGUCUCUUCAAUAAAUAUUAUACUUGAAGGAGUCAUGCCACAGGUUAAUGAACUGCGGUCUUAUAUCAGUGAGUCAAGAAAAUACAAAAUCGACCAUAGAUCAAAUUUCCCGAGGUUGAUUCGUGAAGCCGUAAUUAUCUGGAGUUUAUCUCUUUUGGAUAUGGUCCACCCGAUUGUAAUCGGAACAUUUUACAUUACAAAUGAUCGAAUGUAUCUAGUAAUUGACUAUUCAUUUAAAUUUUGUCAGCAAUGUUUUGUUUUUGUGUCAGGGGGUGCAAACCACUGGUCGGAUUUCUUUAAAGCGUUUUUUUUUAUUGUGCUUUGUGACCAAACACAAAUUUUAGUAAGCGUAAAUAUUGUCUGUUGUUAUUAAAAAAAAUAAAUCCUUUAGUGAAAUCACCGGAUAAAGGCCAUAUUUGUUUUAUGAGAUCGGAGCGUUGGUUGGUUGACACUACAAAUUCACCCUGAUAAGCCAAGAAAUAAAUCGUACAAAAUGUACACGAAUGCGUCUGUAACAAAAUCAAAAUAUUUGGUUACCAAAAUGAGAACUUUCUUUGGUCGAGAAGCGCAUAUCAAUAAAGAGAAAACAAACUUCAGAGAAAUCUGACUUUGCUCCACUGCCCGAAAAGAUGCGGACAAAUGUUUAUCAUCGAAUCUACAUGUAGUAACUAAUAAAGAUAGUUGACAGAAAUAGAAAA